CUGCUUGCGCGGGGCUGCAGCCGCAGCCACGGCAGCCGCGGGAGCAGGCGCGCAUUGUGCAAAGAGGCGGCAGAUGCGAGCAGGGCCAGCCCCACGCGCGUUGGCCUCCUCGCCCAGAGGCCUGCCCGGCGGCCUGACUGGCCCCCGUGCCUCCCCCUGUGCGGGCUGGGGGCCAAGGAGGGCCGGCAUGGCCUGAGUGCUGGACGCGCCUCGGCUCAGCAGCGGGAUUGCACCAUGGGGAACCAGGACGGGAAGCUGAAGAGGAGCGCAGGUGACGCCUUGCACGAAGGCGGAAGCAGCGCAGAGGAUGCUGUUGGGCCCAGGGAUGUGGAAGCCACAAAGAAGGGGAGCGGGGGCAAGAAGGCGCUGGGCAAGCACGGCAAGGGGGGAGGGGGUGGCGGCGGGGGGGAGCCGGGCAAGAAGAAGAGCAAGUCGGAAUCUAGAGCCUCAGUGUUUUCCAACCUGCGGAUCAGGAAGAACCUGUCCAAGGGGAAGAGCACCGGCGGCUCCCGCGAGGAUGUGCUGGACUCCCAGGCCCUGCAGACCGGGGAGCUGGACAGCGCGCAUUCUCUGGUCACCAAGACUCCAGACCUCAGCCUCUCGGCAGACGAGACAGGCCUGUCGGACACCGAGUGUGCUGACCCUUUCGAGAUAAACCGUCCAAGUGGCCAUGGACCCACUGAUGCUGGGGUUGGGGGCAGGGUGGUCUUGGAGGAUUUGGAAACAGCUGUGGGGAUGCAGGAUGGACAAAGGACCAGUUCAGGCUCGGACACGGACAUCUAUAGCUUUCACUCGGCCACGGAGCAAGAGGAUUUGCUUUCAGACAUUCAGCAGGCGAUCCGCCAGCAGCAGCAGCAGCAUAAACGAAGACCCAGCGCUUCAGAGGCGGGUGCAGACGCGCGCGUGGGGACACGCCCAGAGGCGGGGGCUGAUGCGCGGGGACACGCCCAGAGGCGGGGGCUGAUGCGGGGGGACACGCCCAGAGGCGGGUGCUGCUGCGCGGGGACGCGCCCAGAGGCGGGUGCAGACACUGAUGUCCUGGCUGUCAUUCCGCUGGAGGACGCGGGGCGGCUCCACUCUCGCCGCGGGGGCGCGCCCCUCCCCCCAAAGGGGAGCUGGACAGCAAUAUCUCCGUGUGGGGUCUGGUGUGAGACUGUCUCUGGGAUAUUUGUUCAGGAGCCAGGGCGAACCCUGUUGGAGAAGCUGUUCAGCCAGCAGGAGAACGGGCCUCCAGAGGAAGCGGAGAAGUUUUGCUCCCGGAUCAUCGCCAUGGGUCUUCUACUCCCUUUCAGUGACUGCUUCCGGGAGCCGUGUGAUCGCAAUGGCCGAUCCGCCUCAGCUCCCUUUGAUCAAGAUCAGCUUUACACCUGGGCAGCAGUCAGCCAACCCACUCACUCACUGGAUUACACAGAAGGGCAGUUUCCCAGGCGAGUCCCGUCUGUUUGGCCACCAUCUAAACCUCCUGAUGAAGAACACAGGCCGAAGGAUGCUGAAACAGAAUCUCAGUCUGCUGUUUUGGAAACUCCAAAAAAAUGUUCAGAUGCCGUUCACCGGGAAGUCUUUGACAGGAAGUCUGAAGGACAGGCCACUGUAAUUCAGCAACUGGAACAGACCAUCGAGGAUCUGAGGACAAAAAUAGCUGAGCUGGAGAAGCAGUAUCCUGCCCUGGACGCGGAGGCGGCCAGCAGCCGUCAUGGGGCUCAGAAUGGAGUGGCACCCGUAGAAGGUGUCUGUCUUGAAGCUCUCAGGUUAGGAGAAAAGGAUGUAUGCCAUCAGAGGAUUUUACAGGCGAAGUCAAUCCAGACGUCACCGACAGAAGAGGGUGGGAUACCAACACUGCCUUCUGUUAAUGCACUGCCAACGUGUCCUCCCUGCCCACCUGGGCCCGAAAGCGCAGACUCCGCUAUGCCCUCCUCACCUUCUGGACCUCAGACAAAAUUCUGCUCAGAGAUUUCUUUGAUUGUGUCUCCAAGGCGAAUAUCAGUCCAGCUCGACACACAUCAGCCCACUUUGCCUCCACCACCUCCGUCCCUUCCGUGGUCUGACAGUCAAAGACAGGCCGGGUCACAACCUUCCCAUCCUUCUCUUCAUACGGAGUUUGAAACCAGCCAUCAACACUCUGUUUUCUCUUCCUUUGAAAACAGCCACAGCGUCCAACCCUCAGCACCUCUGCCUUGUACAGAGUCCUCCAGCCCCGGGCCUGCAGCAGGCGUGCUGGUUCCCCCACCUCCUCCUCUGCCUGGCACAACAGGGCCUGCUGUGCCCAGUACAGCCAUCCCCCCACCUCCUCCUCUGCCUGGUACAGAAAUGCUACCACCCCCUCCCCCUCCUUUGCCUGGUGAGGUUAUACCUCCCCCACCUUCUCUUCCUGUAGUGGGGAUACCUCCUGCCCCUCCCCUGCCAGGUGAGGGAAUACCUCCUGCCCCUCCCCUGCCAGGUGAGGGAAUACCUCCUGCCCCUCCCCUUCCCGGUAUGGGAAUACCUCCUGCCCCCCCUCUUCCUGGAGUGGGAAUACCUCCUCCCCCCCCUCUUCCUGUAGUGGGGAUACCUCCUGCCCCUUUGCUGGGUAUGGGGAUUCCAUCUGCUCCAGCUCCCCCUCCCACUUCUGGAACAGGCAUUCCCCCACCCCCUAUGCUUCCUGGAUCUGGCCCUCCACUCCCCGCUCAAGUUGGAAGCAGCACUUUAUCAGCACCACAAGUGUGUGGCUUUCUUCCUCCUCCGUUGCCAGCUGGCUUGUUUGGAUUAGGGCUGAACCAAGACAGAGGGAGUAGAAAGCAGCCAGUAGAGCCUUGUCGGCCCAUGAAGCCUCUGUACUGGACGAGAAUUCAACUGCAUAGUAAAAGAGACUCCAGUGCUUCACUUAUUUGGGAAAAAAUUGAAGAGCCAUGCAUAGAUUGUCAUGAAUUUGAGGAAUUAUUUUCUAAAACUGCUGUGAAGGAGAGGAAAAAACCUAUUUCUGACACCAUCACAAAGACCAAGGCUAAACAAGUGGUCAAGUUAUUAAGCAACAAAAGAUCACAAGCAGUUGGAAUAUUAAUGUCUAGCCUUCAUUUAGAUAUGAAAGAUAUACAACAUGCUGUUGUGAACUUGGACAAUUCUGUGGUUGAUCUGGAGACGCUUCAAGCUCUCUAUGAGAAUAGAGCACAAUCAGAUGAACUGGAAAAAAUUGAGAAGCACGGCCGAUCCUCCAAAGACAAGGAAAACGCCAAGUCUCUGGACAAACCUGAACAGUUCCUUUAUGAACUGUCACUAAUCCCCAACUUCUCAGAGCGAGUCUUUUGUAUUCUGUUCCAGUCCACGUUUUCAGAAAGCAUUUGCUCAAUUCGUCGCAAACUGGAGCUGCUACAGAGAGUGUGUGAGACAUUAAAAAAUGGCCCAGGGGUAAUGCAGAUUCUAGGUUUGGUUCUUGCUUUUGGCAACUACAUGAAUGGUGGAAAUAAGACUCGAGGACAGGCAGAUGGCUUCGGAUUAGACAUUCUUCCAAAGCUGAAAGAUGUCAAAAGCAGUGACAAUAGCAGAAGCCUUUUGUCAUAUAUUGUUUCCUAUUAUCUUCGAAAUUUUGAUGAGGAUGCUGGAAAAGAACAGUGUGUUUUUCCACUGCCAGAACCCCAGGACCUUUUUCAGGCCUCACAGAUGAAGUUUGAAGAUUUUCAAAAAGAUCUCAGAAAACUAAAGAAAGACUUGAAAGCUUGUGAAGUUGAGGCGGGGAAGGUUUACCAGGUGUCCUCAAGAGAGCACGUCCAGCCUUUCAAAGAGAACAUGGAGCGAUUUACUAUUCAAGCUAAAAUUGAUCAAGAGGCAGAGGAAAACUCACUGACAGAGACUCAUAAGUGCUUUUUGGAGACUACAGCCUAUUUCUUCAUGAAACCAAAAAUUGGAGAGAAGGAGGUGUCCCCAAAUGUUUUCUUCAGUAUCUGGCAUGAAUUCAGCUCUGACUUUAAAGACUUUUGGAAGAAAGAGAACAAACUCAUUCUACAAGAAAGAGUAAAAGACGCGGAAGAGGCUUGCAGGCAGAAAAAGGGGAGAUCACUGUAUAAAAUAAAACCGAGACACGACUCUGGAAUUAAAGCAAAGAUAAGCAUGAAAACCUGAACAAUGAAAAGCAGAAUGAGUAUGAGUCACUGUAACCACUUCCACAAAACUCAGCUGACCUGAGGGCGGGAAGGAAACGACAUCAUUUUGUUCAUUUUUCCUCUUGACCUCUUGCAUAAUCUUUGUGUUCUCUAGACCGUUCACUGAUUGUUGAGUCUUACUGCACAGUCAUGACAAAUGCAAAAGCAGUGGGUCAGUGGAGAAUUUGACACCUUUAGUCUUUGUAAAGUUUGUGGUAUUAUAUCGAUAGACCAAGACAGCAUGUAUAAAAGGCAAUAUUUGCAUUAAUGCUGAACAUGCUAAAUGUUAACUUAAAAUUUACUUUUGUGAGAAAAUUCCUUAUCCCAGCAAAACACUUUCCUUUCUACUGACAGCCAGUACUCCAUGGCACUGCAUUUCGAUUUAUGGUUAAAAUGUUAUUUCUAGUGAAUUGUUUGUAUCAGUUACAUGUCUACAUAUAAAUUUUCUAUUUUAAAAUUUAAGUCCCAUUUAUGUAUCAUGAUCAAGGCUUUCCCAAUUCUUGGGUUGCUUUCCCUAACUGUAUAUUUGUGAAAGGAGAUUAUCAUUUUUUACUCAAGUCAGAUAAUGAAUAGCAGAAAUAUAGCAAAAGGUAAACCCUUUCCUAUAAAUCAUCUAAUAUAGGCAAGAACCAGCGUUGUAAGUUUAAUGAGGGCUUUUAUCAGCCUGUGUUCUUUGAGACCCUACAUAAAGCUAAUCUUCAACUAAAAUAAAUUAAACUAACGGUGUGCCUCUCUAUAACAUUACCAUUGGCCUUCACAAAGAAAACAUGACUCAGUACUUUGAAGGAAUUUAAAUAAAUGAUGCUCAUAAAAUUGCCAAACAUGACUAAUUGUUGGCCAAAAAAAGGGGGGGGGAGUAAGUUUUUGGAUGGAUUGGCAUCUGUUAAUUAAACGUACCUGCCUGAGUAUUUUUACAUGAUUGGGAUUGUCGUUAUGUGUUAUAGCAGGUGAUUAAAAGCUGUAAAAUGAGUAUAUAAUGACUUGUUAUCUGAAGGAGCUUAGGAAAGGAUUUUCUUUCAUUUCACUUUGAGGGGUAAAAAAAAGUAAAUCUCCCACUCUUUGUGAGAGUGUGUUAACGUCAUCUCAUGAUGCACUGUGAUGGUUUUAUCUAACAAUGGUACGUAGGGCUUGUAAAAAAUCUUUUGAUGAUAUUUGUUGGGAGUGAUGGUUAUUGCUAUUUCUUGCUAUUGGAAACCAAUUAUGGAAAGCAACUUAAAAAAGAAAAUGUUCCAAAUCAUUACUAUGUUUGCAUUUAUGUGAAGUAUGGUCUCUUUUAGUUUGUAGUUUAAGUGCAAAGAAACAGUAGUGGAUUUUUGUUGUUGUUUUGUAGUCUUCCUGUCUCCUUCAGUCCCUCCAAUGUGUAUAUUACCAUUCUUCACUGAAAUAAUAGGGCAUUUAACAAGGAUCGCUAUGUGCAAUACUGUAUUUAGUGUUUCUAUUUCAAUUUUUCUAGGAUGUUAAUUUAUAUGAAAAUAAAAUGAAUA
Molecule: messenger RNA, 5596 nt
Organism: Ailuropoda melanoleuca (giant panda)
Lineage: Eukaryota; Metazoa; Chordata; Mammalia; Carnivora; Ursidae
Gene: FMN2
Product: formin 2
Biological process (GO): cortical actin cytoskeleton organization
Cellular component (GO): cytoplasm; cytoskeleton
Molecular function (GO): actin filament binding
Source: RefSeq, a predicted model, not a curated record